AUGGCUUUCAACGUGAGAAACACAAACAAGAAGGCUGCCACGGCGGUUCUUGAUCACGAUGUGCUACCGUACGAAGUGAUGAAGAUCCAGGACAUUAUGAUUCCGAUGCCAGAGGGGGCCAAGUUGCAGGCCCACAUGUGGAUCCCAGAGAAGGCUUACAAGGAGAAUGAGUUCAAGGUGGGCACCGUCAUUGAGUAUAUCCCUUACAGAACCGAUGUCACCAUUCAGAGAGAUUCAGUCAGACACCCUUGGUUUGCCGGUAACGGGCUGGCUGCUAUGAGAAUCGAUAUGAGAGGCGCUUCAGCCUCAGAUGGUGUCUUGGAAGAUGAGUACAUCAAACAAGAACAGGAUGAUGCGCUCGCUGCGUUUGACUGGAUUGUUUCUCAGCAGUGGUCCAACGGUAACAUUGCAAUGUUUGGUAAAUCAUGGGCUGGGUUCAAUGGUUUACAGGUUGCAGCUAGACAGCAUCCCGCGUUGAAAACCAUCAUUACACUCAUGUCAACUGACGAUCGUUAUACAGACGAUGUCCACUAUAGAGGUGGAUGUCUUCUGGCGUCUGACAUGAUCUGGUGGGGUUCAACAAUGGGAGUGUAUGCGCCAAGGCCCCAAGAUCCAAGAGUUGUUGGUGAGAAAUGGAGAGAAAACUGGAUGCAACGUCUUGAUGCAGAGCCAAUGAUGAAGAACUGGUUGGAGCAUCAAACCAGAGACUCGUACUGGAAACAUGGCUCAAUCAAUGAGGACUACAACUCUGUCCAAAUUCCUGUUCUUGCUGUUGGUGGAUGGCGUGACGGGUACACUUCCCCGGUCUUUAGAAUGGUGGAGAACUUGCCAAACACCGAGACUUGUGGUCUAAUUGGUCCAUGGGUCCAUGAAUUCCCAGAAAUGGCCGAGCCAGGUCCAAAGAUUGGGUUCCAACAGCUCGCACUAAGAUGGUUCAAAAAGUAUCUUCAUCCUGAAGAGAAGAAUACACUCUCUUUGCCGAAACUCACUGCAUAUGUCCAGUCACCUUCAAAGAUUGCUGGAUCUUACACUUUUAGAGAUGGUGAGUGGGUCUCUUUGACAAACGCUGCAACGUCCUCCACCAAGUCGUUUUUUCUCUCUGAAGGAGAUGCGCUUGUUUCUGAGGAACAUUCGUUAGAGAAAUUCCCAGAAGUUUCCGGUGUGUUGUCCCAUGGUCUGUUUAGAGGUACCUUCUGUCCAUUUGGCUUUAUUGGUGACUUCCCUGCAGACCAACGUUUAGAGGAUUCCAAAACUGCAACUUGGGACUCUCCUGUAUUUGAUGAGGAUCUUACCCUCUUGGGAGAACCAGUGAUGAACCUACGUCUGAGCUGUGACAAGAAGUUUGCCAAUGUCUCCGUCAAAUUGGAAGAUGUUUAUCCUGAAAACGGUGAGCACGUUCUCAUUUCCUGGGGACAAUUGAACUUGACACAUAGAGAAUCACAUGAACAUCCACAAUGGCUCGAACCUGGUAAAGAGUAUGAUGCUCAAAUCAAACUGGAUGUUCUUGGUGUGAAAAUUGAAAAAGGCCACAAGUUAAGAGUGGCUAUAACCACUUGUGACUGGCCUCAAAACUGGCCAACUCCUGAGCUCACUACAAUCACAAUCUCAAAGGGAGAGCUUGUCUUGCCAUUGUUGAACGAAAGUGAUCAAGUCCCUCCUCCGGAAUUUGGAAAGCCAACUAUUGUGAAGGGAGUUCCAAGCGUGACCGUUAAACCAUAUGAUCGUGUCAAGAAUACAACUUAUGAUUACUCCACUGAUGAAUGGACUCUAGUCGAUGUACAAGACUCAGGAUGUGUGAAAAUGACGGACUACGGUGAAUUGACCGGUAUCUACCACGGAAGUUGGAACAAAAAUUGGUUCAAAAUCAAAGCAGAUGAUCCUCUCAGUGCAUUCAAUGAAAACUUAUGGACCUAUGAAAUGGGAAGAGAAGAAGACAACUGGAAUAUCAAGAUGAAGUCCCGUACAACGUUGACAUCUGACGCUGAGAACUUCCACUUGUUUCACAACUUGAAAGCCUUUGAGAAUGAUGAUCAAGUAUUUGACAAGACUUGGGAAUACAAGAUCAAAAGAGUCUACAUGUAA
Williopsis jadinii is the source of this 2082-nucleotide messenger RNA. RefSeq names its product CocE/NonD family hydrolase. Bases 1 to 2082 code for a protein of 693 amino acids. The record is from RefSeq and is a predicted model, not a curated record. Gene Ontology annotation, molecular function: dipeptidyl-peptidase activity. NCBI's taxonomy places the organism in Eukaryota, Fungi, Ascomycota, Saccharomycetes, Phaffomycetales, Wickerhamomycetaceae. The transcript has a single exon.